CUCCUAUUGACCUUUCUACCUAGUAAAGCCACUCAAGUUCAAAAAACAAGCUGGUGCUGCCGUAAGAGAAGCAAGCCUGUGUAAACAUUUCCCUUCUUUCGUUAUUUUAUCUACAUUUAUUCUCUUGUUAUUAUAUGAGCUUUCUUCUUUGAAAAGACUUAGAGCUACUAGGUACAGUUUGUUGGAAUUAUCGUGUCGUGUAAAGAAUGAGUGAUCUGAAUCGGGACGAGCAGCUUGCAUUUUUAGAAUGUAUGAGUAAAUUGCAAAAGGAAUUAGAUUCAAGUUUUCAGCGUUAUGAAAGAUUAUCGCAUACGACCAAAGAACUCCAGGAACAAUUGGAUCAAGCAAGAGUAAAAUCUCAGCAUCCAUCUCGGGUAUCUUCGACUGGAACACUAUAUUCGGAAGAAAAGUUGCUCCCAAGUAUGGAGCUUAUAGAGCUACGAGCAGAAAACGCAUGUCUCAAGAAAGAUGCUUAUAAUUUUGAGCAAAUAUCCAAUAAUUAUGCAAAGGGAAUGGAAGAAAUGGUGGGCUUUGUCUCUUCUUAUACAGAGAAAAUGAAUACAAAGAUGAAACUAGUACAUGAUGAAUACUUAAAAAUGUACGAUGCGUUGGCUGCAGAGCAUUUGUCUCUAUCUAAGAAAAAUCACCAAAAUAAUCAAUCAUUAAAUAAAAUAAAAGGAUGGUUGCUUCAGGGAUUAGAAGAAAAUCCUUAAAUAUUACAGCAAAAUUUAAAGGGUCUAUACGAAUGGGUGAUCAAGCAUACUACAUUGGUUCCUUCACAAUACAUAAUUAACAUCUCGUUUCUCUAGUUUUUCCAUGAUAAUUCAUGCUAAUAAAUGGAUAGCUUUCGAAAUGCAUUCAUUACUAUUCAUAAAGACAAACGUAUACUCAAAGCAGCACGUGAAAACAAACAGAGAACAUGUCAUCUGUGAGAACUAGUCAUAUUCCAUGCAAGAAAAAUUUAAAUAAUUAAUCGAACAUAUGCGAGAAGUAAAGCGCCCGAUCUAGAAAAUGUUAAUAGCUAACGAACUGAAAUUUCAAGAAAUCUCCAGACAUAGAGUAAAGAUUCGUUUCAUACCCUGUUACAAUCCCCAACAACCAUUGAA
Messenger RNA from Schizosaccharomyces cryophilus OY26, 1106 nucleotides. RefSeq lists its product as uncharacterized. The record is from RefSeq and is a predicted model, not a curated record. Bases 207 to 713 code for a protein of 168 amino acids. The transcript has 3 exons. Lineage: Eukaryota; Fungi; Ascomycota; Schizosaccharomycetes; Schizosaccharomycetales; Schizosaccharomycetaceae.